CUUCAGCUGGUGCUGGGUACGUCACCCUGACAGCUACAGUGGCCUGCAGACACCCAGAAGCCAGAGGAAAGAAGUAAUUUAUAGUGCCAGUACUUACUGCAAGGCAACCAGGACACCAACCACCUUGCCCACGCCUGAUGCGUGGUGAGGUGUGGCUCAUCCUCUUGGUGCUGGUGGCACAAAUAACGCUGUCACUUGCAAGGACACCAAAUGCCAGCAGCACGCGGUGAGCCAGAUGCAGAGGCGCCAGCUGUGAUGCCAAUAUGUUUCCCCAGUUUUCUGCCCACCAAGGCCACGCCAGGCUGCGGCAGAGGGGCAAGGUUCGGGCAGCCCAGGGCAGACCGCAAAGUCAGCACCUUUCAAGGAGCCUGCUCUGCCUCAGGGCUUUGCCUCACCUCCUCAAGGACCACCGCCCCCCACCCAACUAUAGGAAACCAGCCCUUCCCGGUCAUGAGGGCAUCGUCUCCACCUGCAUGCUUCCAGGUCCCCCAGCGAGGCGCAGAGACCCCACAGUGGGGAAGCGGCUCCCAGGUGGCCCCAGCAGCUGCGCCCCUUGCCUGGUGUCCCUGCGGUUUGGCUGGCUCCAUGGGGCAGAGCCACCUGCCUGUGCCGGCGCAGAGGUCCGGAGCGCAGCUGCACCCCGAUUAUUGAUGGCACAAGAUUAGCUUGUCUGAACAGGGAAAUACAUCACCGGAAAAAUAGGAAACAUUUGGAAAGUGGAUGGCGGGUGUGAGAGUGAUGAAUGAGUGCUGGAGAAGCCUGGCAAAGAUCAAUGAAUAGCUGAUGAGCUGAGGAACAAGGUGGGGGGGAGCUCACCAUGCAAAUACAGAGGGAGCAGAAUCAGUAGGGAAGCUGCUCAGUAUGGCGAGACGUCACAACGAGCCCCCAAACUGCCUCCACCUCCGCAGCGCCGGCACGGGGGAAGCUGGGCAUCGGGGCAGCUGGUUCUGGCUCUGCUCUGUGCUGCAAACCAGGGGCUGUGGGGAGCAGACCCCUGUGCUCACUGCCUGCCAGCGCCCACGGAGCGACCCCCCAUGCCCCGCUCUGUCCCCUCCAGAGUCAUACCCCAUGCUCAGAGCAGCCCCCGCCAGCACCGCAGGGACAGUCACGGGCAGGAGAGGGUCCUGCACAGGCAGACAACAGGGAAGUGAUCCCUCCUGCUCCCCUGCAGGAUACCCAACUUGGAAAGCUGAGGUAAGAGCAAAGGCUCAGAGAAGGGGAAGCACCCAGAGACCCCUCACGCACACGCGCUUUGCCAGUGACAGUAACUCACCCAGCUGGUGCCUCUGGGCUUUUACGGCAGGAGAUGCACAGACAGGCCAUUUGUGUGAAGACAUCAUUUUGGGGUCAGCUCUGUGUAUUACAGUCCAUUAGCAGCGACUGAGACAGCUGCUCACGAGCAAUAAAGAUACAUAACCACUCCACGGUACUUCGACACUCGGAAAAAUCCUCCCGGCUUGGGCAUCGCCAGGCCCAGCACCGGCAGGAGCACAGCACCCAUCCUGCUCUCCGGUGGGCAGCUCCGCAGAGCAGCCACCACCUGCACCGCAGCCAGCCCAUGCGACGCCUGCAAGGAGCCAUCCUCGCCCACCACGCGCAGGGCUCCCGCCCCAGGCUCCCUGUGGUGGCCUAGCACUAUCUAGUGGUGGCAGACACAGAGGUGGGUGGGCUCAGGGAUGGGACCCCAGUAAAAACUGAGCCUUGUGAUACUGCUGGAAUACAUAUCACAGGAGCAGCGUCGAGACCCAGACGGAGCCACGCCACCGUCGCACCCGCUUAGACGCGGCUCUUGGACCCGAUGAUCCCGAUGCGUGCGCUACAUGCCCCUUGCUCAUUGCUUCCAAAUAAUUUUUAUUUAGACGGUUCUGCCCUGCCUUCAGCUCCUUCAUCUGCCAGUUCACAAAUUAAUUAUAGUUUCUAGAGGCGUUGAACUCGCAGAGGGAGAAUAGUGAUAGCAAAUUCAUUGGUCUGCAGAUUUCUGCCCAGCGUCCUUGUCCUUAGCACCAGAUACAGGAAGAGAAAGCUCCUUCUACCUCCCUGGAGCAGCCACCCUCUGCAGCCUGACGGUAGCUAUUUGAAAGAAAACGCUAGCAACUACUUGUGGGAUGACAGGCUGAAUAGAGCAAUUUAGAACUGUCCAUCACAAAGCAGGGGUAUUUAGCCCCAUUGCCCCUUCGCUGCAGUGGGUUCCUGGUGGCUCCAGUGUGCUCAGGUGCAAGGGUCUGCCAGCCCAGAGGUCACAAACAGCAGCGUCCUUUGCAUAAGCAAACAAAAGAAAUUACUCUGAAAAAGACUACGAACACAACACUGCUGGCUUCCCGAGCCAGCUGGCUCAGCACGACACUCACUGCACCCACAACUGGCAGCCACGAAAUUAGAUUUAAAAGUGCCCUCACCUCCAGCAUAUGACAGCAAGUGAAAGGCAAAGGGGAAACAAAGCUCACCGAGCCCUUGAAGAAGCCCAGGCAGAUGUGAGCUGGUGAAUAAACGCAGGAGCAUCACCCCAAGCAUGAACCAGGCCUCCAAAAUUAUCACACUGGUCUUAAAGAGAUUUUAAAAAUAAAUGAGGGAAGCGGGAGAGGCUUUUGCUUGCCUUAUACUGUCCAAGCCACUGAUGUACAUCCGUAUUGUGGUGUCUGCUCUCUCCCUGCAGUCGGGAGGACCAGCAGCUUCCCUAGGAAGGCAAACCUGUGUUGUGUUCUGACCAGGUUCAGAAACUGGAGAGGUAAGAGCUGGAUGCCUCUCUGCGCUCCUUUGGGUACAACAUUUGUACGGUUCUUACAGAGAUGAAGUACUCCUAGAGCAAAUCCCACGUGUGCAGAGCUGAGGCUCCAGCAGCACUAGUGCCCCACGCCCAAAUGAGACAGAGGGCAAAGAUGAGGUUCCCUGUUCUACAAAAAACAGCUCGUCUGAGCAGGGGGACAUUCCUUGCUGCUCUUCCAAGCCUGGCUCUGCGCUGCCUGUAGCAGCCACACGCGACGAAGCCUGAAAUACAGCCAGGAGCAGGGCUCGAAGCGGCUGCUUCGGACAGGACACGGGCAUCAUCCCCAGAGCAGCGCUGGUGUACAAGCAACAGGGAGAAGUCUGCCAGAUCCCUUUGGCAAACUCAGGUGGCAUAGGUUCAGGCAUUUUAGAGGCCAAAAUACACCCAAGGCGAUACAGCGGCAGACAGGCUCCCACCAGGGCUGGCCGGGCACCCUCCUCACUGGCUGGCAUGAGGAACUCCAGCACCGGGACACCUCCCAGCGCCCCUUUCCACUGGUGUCCUACCAGCACCACAGCUGCCAGCCUGGCACCCAGCCCACAGUCAGCUCUUCCACACCUCCAGCCCAGCCAAAAGCCACACAGCUCUGGAAGGCAAACUUCCAGCUGCCCCCACAGCUGCCUGAGCCGCCCCCCACUGCCCCCACGGACCCGGGCUCCAUUCAUCCAGCUCAGGGGCAGCUGUACCCCGCACCGCAGCACCGGAGCCACAGCGGCUGCACCCCUCAGCAUCCCACACAUCCCCCCAAGCACCUAGGGCACCCCCAGCCACCUCGGAGCGCUGGUUACACCAGCAUCUCCCCAAGCACCCAGGGGCCCACCUGCCACCUCGGAGCACUGGUUACACCCAUAUCCCCCCAAGCACCCGGGGACCCCCCUGCCACCUCGUAGCGUCGGUCACAACCAUGGCUUAAACACCACCGCUCCUAAAGCAUUUGUGUGACCACGAACAUUUCCCACACUGCUGACGCACAGGCAAAGUUUAGGAACAAACCACAUUUGACUGGGACCCGCUCCAUUAUGUGCCACUGCAGGGGGGCUGGUCCUGGCCUGGUGGACAACAGCAGGGAGCCUCACGCCCUCCAUACGGGACACCAUGCAUCGACACACCGUAAAGGGAAGGCUCGUCUCUGCUGCUGGAGGCUGCUCAACUCUGGUACAGAGCCGAUGCUGCACCUGGGCAGAGGUUCUGCUCCUGUGCUUCAGCCACUGUGUAAAAGCAAGUAAGUACUCGUAUUUAAGAUAACAGAAACAAUUUUUCAACAGCUAAAUGCAAGGCUUCCCCUCUUCUUAGCAGGGUUUUCAGUUUACUUUUUACUAGCAUUAGGGAAAAACAGUGCAAGCCCCGACUCCACCGAGCAGCCUGCUAUAUUCACCUGUCACGAAUGGGUCCUCCCAGUCUGCCCCCAGUGGCCACCAGAAGGUCCCCUACAGCAGGUCCAAAGUUUUCUAGGAGGUCAGGGUCAGAGAAGGCAGCACCAGUGUGAUGGAAAUACCAUCUCUGUGGUCUGUUUUGAAGGUUGCCUUUGAUGGCCGGCCAUACAAAGGGCGCGAUGACCACAGUGUGCAUGAGAACAUCAAAUACAUUCUGGACAAAUACGGAUCUCACGCAGCUUUUUCCAAGUACUAGACCAGCACCGGCAAGAGUGUCAUGCUGUUUUGCAUCUAUGAUUCCUACUUGACACCAGCUGAAUCAUGGGCCAACCUUCUCACACCAUCAGGCUGCCACUCUCUCUGCAACACAGUCUACGACACCAUGUUCAUAGUACUGCUGGUGGAAGAGGGACACAAGCACAACAUCCUCUCUGCAGGGUACAACACAUACACGUACUUUGCAUCCAAAGGUUUCUCUUUCGGCUCAACACACCAGAACUGGAAAGCAGUCAAAACCUUCUGCGACUCCAACAACCUGAUGUUCAUCCCCACCGCUGGCCCAGGCUACAUCAACUCCAGCAUUCACCCCUGGAGCAGCCACAACACCAGAGUCAACGGGAAGUACUAUGACACGGCUCUGCAGGCUGCCACAGUCAGGCCAGAGACUGUCUCGAUCACAUCCUCCAAAAAAUGGCACGAAGGCACACCGAUCGAAAAAGCUGUGCACAAGACACCGAUGUGCCUUUAUCUGGACUGCCUUCCUCAUCAGCCCAGCAUGUACCUGGAGCUGACUCACAGGUGGGCAGAAGGUUUCAGCAAAGAAAAGAGCAGUGGCUGAUGUGACUUCAGUACUUGCCUUACUCGAAAAGGCAUCCCACUGACAAAGCUGCAACACAAAGCAGUGCUUGAAGAGAUGCAGCCACAGACCCUUCAGCCUAACCAGGCUGCUGAACACGAGCAGCCGCCUGUGAACAUCCCAAAGUCUGCGUAACCCCAGUGACGGGCUCACAGAAGGAAGUUAAAGGGAGCAGGAAAUCUGCAAGCAGCAGUCAGAUCUAAUUUUCUGCAGAUUUAGCACAGAUGAGCCUUUGAGAGCUCCUCUGGAAUUCACAAGCGCUGCUGGCUUAGGGGCCAAAGACCUGUUUUUUCUUACCAUGGCUCUGUGACAUUCGAUGUGGUUAGCUGGGUUCCAGCAUGUAUUUCACCGUGCGCCCUUGGCCAGCUGCCUGCAGCAAUCACACAUCCCUCACUCCACUAGCAACUACGUCAAAGCAUUUCUCCAUCAGCUUAUUGUAAAGAGGAGUAAAUAUUCUUUCAAGUUGCCCACUGCAGGUGAAAAUUAAGCCAUGCCGUUACAUACCCUCUUACUUUACCCAACCGCUUCUAUACCAAGGAGUUCUACGCCAGGUGUCGUCACUGUGGUCGACUGUUUCCAAAUAACUAAAGAAAAUUAGAGCUGGAAUGCUACAGACUGUUUACUACUGCUGCUGGAUGUGCUGGAAACCAAGGAAAUGCAACGAUCUAUACUAAAAGCUCUUAACCAAUUGUUUAGCAUUCCACGUUUUGAAAAUUUAGAUCUGAAGUUGCUUUAUCCCCUUUAGAACCAAGGAGAAAAAAAAACCACAUUUGCAAUAAAAAUGCAACUGAAAACAC
Falco peregrinus (peregrine falcon) is the source of this 5790-nucleotide messenger RNA. It is a transcript of the gene MANEAL, whose product is annotated as mannosidase endo-alpha like. The record is from RefSeq and is a predicted model, not a curated record. Gene Ontology annotation, cellular component: Golgi apparatus. Lineage: Eukaryota; Metazoa; Chordata; Aves; Falconiformes; Falconidae. Gene Ontology annotation, molecular function: alpha-mannosidase activity.